CAGUAUUUUGUUUAUGUAAGAUAAUAAGGUCUGAUUGUGAAUUUUGUCAAGUUUUGUGUUUUAAGUUUCCUUGAAAGUGUAGAUUUGAGCAUUCUGUGUAGCACUCGUUAUUCAUUUUACUAGGAUCAGUUUUGUUUUUCAUGGAUAAUGAAGGAAAUCACCAAUUUCAACAUUCAUAACUACUUUCUCCCUUCCUGAUAAACCUUGUCAUAAGUAGCUCUCUUUCACAAUUUGUAACAAUGGCAAGGUUGGCAAAUACUUCAUUUGACAAGAAAUUUUAUUUACAUUUUGAAUAUCCUACCACUUGCUGGUGAAAAAGGAUGAUACCAUGAUCUUGUGCACAUAGCCUCCCAAAUCUGUUCCUGAGACAUUUGUUCUAUCUCUGUCAUCGCCUACAACACACUGAAUAUGUCGCAAGAAGUUGUGUUUAGUUCGCAUGACGAAUCGCAUGUUGUCAUGUCAGAAAAAGUACGCUCCUUAGCUGGCAGUAUCUACCAAGAAUUUGAACGAAUGAUUGGCAAGUACGAUGAAGAGGUUGUUCAAAAUUUGAUGCCUCUCGUCGUGAAUGUUUUGGAGUGUCUGGAUCUCUCAUACACAGAAAAUCAAGAACAGGAGGUGGAACUGGAACUUUUAAGAGAAGAUAAUGAACAACUUGUCACCCAAUAUGAAAGAGAGAAACAGCUACGUAGAUCUGCUGAGCAGAAAUUGUUGGAGAUGGAAGAUGUCAUUGAGGAUGAAAAGAAAACUAUGGGAAGUAAAAUCGAAAGUCUGGAAUCAAUCGUUCGAAUGUUCGAAUUAAAGUUUAAAAAUUCUUCAGAUCAUGUCUGUAGACUGGAAGAGAAAGAACAAGAAAUGAAAAAGGAGUAUUCAAAACUCCAUGAAAGGUACACGGAAUUAUUUAAAACUCACAUGGAUCACAUAGAGCGUACCAAGAUUUUAAUGGGCUCCUCUGAUAGAGUUGACCUUCCUGGAAGGACAAGAAUGCCUAUGAGUCUUGCGCAUCUGAACAGAUCAUCUGGUCCGGUUUCAUUUGGGUUCAGUUCUCUAGAGCAAGGUCCGCCUGCGUUAAAAUCCAUGCCUAAUCCUGGAGAAUUUGGAGUUAUAUCUGGUUCACCGCAGGAUAGUUCGCCCUCUCAAAAUGAACUUAGUUUACAGCAAGAAUUCAAUUCACCUCAAGAUCUUUCUAUAUCUGAAGCCAAUGGUGACAAUCGGAUGAGAUGGUCAGAGACACUCAGUGCUGCAAGUAAAGAUAAUAGCCCGGAAGAAAUUUCUGAAGAUACUCCACCUCCUUCAAAAGCUGCUGCAACUCCUGUCAGUCGCAGCCACACUAAGAGUGAAAAGAGAAGUGCCAAUACACUUUAUCAAGAACUGAGUUUUCAAGAUAACGAGGCUCUCGGUGACGUGGAUGACGGUGCUGAAAUCACCGGCAACUGGGUUCAUCCUGGAGAUUACGCAUCAUCUGAACAAAAUGAAAGUGAUGCAGAAGGCGAAACACAACCCUCAUCUGUUAAUGAUACCUUCUUCGGUAUGGGCAAAGAAAUAGAGAACUUAAUAAUGGAAAAUAAUGAACUCCUCGCUACCAAAAAUGCACUGAACAUCGUGAAGGAUGAUCUAAUCGCUAAAGUUGAUGAACUUACUAGUGAGCAAGAAAUUCUCAGGGAUGAUCUAAAAUCAAUAAGCACAGUCAAAGCGAGGCUAAAGCAGAAAGUAGCUGAUCUAGAGGAUGAACUCAGGAGGGUGAAAGAAGAAUGCGAUAAAUUAGCCAAAUCUAGCAAAUCAGAUGAUGAGGAGGAUGUGCCUAUGGCUCAGCGAAAAAGGUUCACCCGCGUAGAGAUGGCUAGGGUCCUCAUGGAGAGGAAUCAGUACAAAGAGAAAUUCAUGGAGCUUCAGGAAGCUGUGCGGUGGUCAGAACUUCUGCGAGCCUCAAAAAAUGAUCCAAAUAGUAUAGAUAAAAAAAAUAAACAUACUUUUUGGAGGUUCUUCGACCGAUUAUUUAGUGGUGGUGCUGGUGGGGAUGGAAAUGGAUCAAUCAGCCGUUUAUCAUAUCCUAAUGUUCAAUUCAAUGUUCCAACCCACCAUGUAAGUCCAGCUAUGGAAUCAUUAAGGAAAAAGCAAAUACAAGAGCGGAAACGAGGAUUGGAUUACAUCGAUUCUAAUGACCUGUGCAGCGAGAAAGUGGGUGCGAGGAGAGCCUCAGAGCGAAAAGAGCAGUAUCGGCAAGUGCGAGCGCAUGUCGCGAAAGAGGACGGACGAGUUCACGCAUACGGGUGGAGUUUGCCGGUGAAACAAUCAGGCCCGUCCCCGACUCCACCAGUCAUUCCUCAAUCUAGUUCAACUUCCAACUCCCAAGUACCUGUCCCUGUCCCUGUAUACUGUCGUCCUUUAAUGGAAAAAGAACCCGGAAUGAAGAUUUGGUGUGCAACAGGUGUAAAUCUAACCGGUGGCGUAACAAGGGAUGGUGGAUCAGUUGUCGGAGCCAGUGUUUUUUACUCCUACAACAAUGCUAAUGGCUCUGAAAAUGAUUCUGAUCCAGAACCUAGCGAUUUAGAUCCAGCUCUAGCUGCAAUCAAUCAUGAAUUAAAGGAAGGUGAGCGGCGGCAAAAUGAAAAUGAGACGCGCGAUCACAUCCUAUCGUCUUUAGUCUGGAUUUGUACAAGUACACACUCAGUUAGCAAAGUAACUAUCAUUGAUGCAAAUAACCCAGCCGAUAUUCUGGAAGCUUUCAAUGUUUGUCCAUCUCAUCUUUUGUGCAUUGCCUCUGUACCAGGUGCCAAAGAGAUUGAUUACUCCAUCAAUGAUGAUCCUGAAAAUGAAAUAGAAACAGAAGAGUAUGAUCCGACGGUUAUGGAGAAUGGUGAUUCCGAUGAUAAUGUAACCGUUGGAAAAGUUACCUAUGUUAGUUGUGAAACUGGUAGUGAUACCUUGCAAAACUUCUCAUCUAAAAUUGCAGAAAGCCAAAAUGAUACAAAUGCUGGUGAAAGCAAUGGUGUAGGAGAUCCUAUUUUUAUAGAACAAAUUAAGACUGAAAUUCCAGAACCGGAUCCUGUUUCCGGGAGUCCUGUUCCUCCCCGGAGACUUGUGAAAGAGAUCAAAGAAGGUCUUGUUAAAGAUGGAAUAGCUCAAUCGACUGUUGAUAAUGAAGUUGCAACAGAAGAAAUGGAAAAAAUGUCAAGUCUUCUACCAACAGUCUGGCUUGGUUCUAAAAAUGGCUGUGUUUUUGUUCACUCUGCAGUUGCACAGUGGAGACGUUGUCUGCAUUCUGUAAAAUUGAAGGAUUCUGUCCUAAGCAUAGUCCAUCUGAAUGGGCGCGUAUUUUGUGCACUUGCUGAUGGAACUGUAGCAGUGUUCAAAAGAGGCAGAGAUGGUCAGUGGGAUCUCAGUCGAUAUCAUUCUGUUGUUCUGGGACCUUCUCAACAUUCAGUGAGAUGUUUGGUUGCCGUUCAUAAUAAAAUUUGGUGCGGUUGUAAAAAUGUUAUACAUGUACUAGAUUCAAUAUCACUCUCAGUUCAGCAUUCAUUUGUUGCGCAUCCAAGAAAAGAUAGUCAAGUGCGGCAGAUGGCAUGGGUUGGUGAUGGUGUGUGGGUUUCAAUCCGAUUAGAUUCUACUUUACGACUUUAUCAUGCCCACACAACAAAACAUUUACAAGAUGUUGACAUUGAACCUUAUGUUAGUAAAAUGCUAGGUACUGGCAAAUUAGGAUUUUCACUUGUAAGAAUAACAGCAUUGCUAAUUUCCUCUCAAAGGCUGUGGAUAGGAACAGGCAAUGGAGUUAUUAUAUCUGUUCCUCUGUCUGAAAGUGCAGGAAAUAACAACUAUGUGUCGAGCCGGUCGCCAGGAGGAAUGGUGCGAGUUUUCUCCGAUCCUGCUACAUUUCAAGUCACUCCCGCCAGUUAUAUACCGUAUUGCUCCAUGUCUCAAGCUCAAUUAUCAUUCCAUGGACAUAGGGAUGCUGUCAAAUUCUUUGUUGCUGUUCCCGGCCAAGCUGGAUUUUCUGCCGCCACGAGUUUGAAAGAAGAGGGGCCAAUUGUAAAGAAUGUCUCGUCUCCUGAUGGCCCAGCUUCCAUGCUGAUUUUGUCUGGUGGUGAAGGAUACAUCGACUUCCGAAUUGUUGAUGAUGAAGAAGAAGCCAGAGACGCAGCUAGUCACCUUAUCGUUUGGAGAGUCUAACGGAUUGUGUAGUAAAGAGCUCUUUAAAUCUGUGCCCCUUGGCCUAUUGCUUUACUUUGGCAUCAUUGUUGAAACCUGUACCACUUUUCUUGAGCCUCAUCAUGACCAGUUUCAUAGGAAUUUGCCCAUCUUCAGCGAUGCUUUAGUAAAUGUUCCUUUCUUUAAGACUAAUUUAAGAUGAAUUCUUCAAAAUUCACUUUAUUUUUGCUGACUUCCCCUGAUUCCUUGCACUCUCUCCUAGUAAAUUAUUUUACUCGUCCUUUAAUGGCUCCUCAAUUUACUAUCUCAAAUCUUAGGUUGAUCCUGUGCAUAUUCUCCUAACCAUCUCAUCUCGCCACUUGGCUCGAGCAAAAAGGAAAUCCCUUUCCUAGAAGCCGUUGUGUUUAUUAUUGUUUUAACUAUGUGUCUUAAUAACCCUGUAUGGCAUUUCUAUAUUCAGUAUUUCAUGUGUCUGUGGGCAUCUAUUACGCAUGUUCAACAUCUUGUUUGAGGUUUAGUCAUGAAAAGUUUGCAUCGUUGACUUCCUAUUGCUUUGGCUGCCUGUCAUGUAAAGUGUAUACUCUCUUCUAGAACUCUUUAUCUAGUUUAUUCUUUAAAAACAGCAGUUGUACAACUAUGAUUAAGAUAAAAUAUCGGAGCAACUGUUUUUAAACUUCUAAAACCUGUUGCAACUCAAAUUUUAGUAUUACUCUUUAAAGUUUUUUUUUCCAGAUUGCAGUGAAUUCUUUACUUGUUACUCAAACUAAAACCCUAAAAAGCAACAAUAGAACUACUAACUUUGCAAACAGUUUAGUGUGCUGUCAUUAAAGUCAGCCCAUUAAUCUUAUCUAUUUCCGGCUAAAUUUAUUAUUUUACAUCAGAAUAAAGAGCGGAAUUAUUCUUCAGCUCUAAACUUUUACUCUUCAUCUGUAUUUCUGAAUCCAAAUAGUGUUGAACUAAUUAAUUUUUUUAACUACCAUAGCAUUUUUGAUUUUUUGGGAGAUUAACCCUUUUGUCAACACAUUAGUCUGGCAUCAUGAGACCUCAAGUCCAUCCAUCUUUUUUGAAGCUCACUACCUCUAAGAGGUAAAUGAAAUAUAUAAGUAAAGUAGACAGGAGGGAGGAAAGAAAAGGAAAAAGAAAAACAUGCAAAAUAAAUAUAUUAUAUAUAUAUACACAAUAAAUCCUUGCGCACAAGUUUACCCAGUCCGUACCCUAUUCAAACUUAUGUUGUACCAUGCUGCUGUGAGAGGUAACACUUGUAAUUUUCUCGUACCAACACCAUUUUCUCAUUAAUGAGCAUUGCACCAUCUCACUCUCUUAUAUAAGUUGACAAAGCAUCCUAAAAUGAAAGGGAGCUCUGUAUAAUAUCCAGUCCCUUUUAUUUUCAUUUUCUCUCUAAUUCACUUCUUACUCUGUCUCUCCUCAAUCUAACAAUUUCCCUUCCCACCCUCAUCCCUCAACUUUCAAGAAUUGCUUUGCAUUUUGUGCAUUUCAUAUCGAUUGUUAUUAUAGUUUUUUCCUAAUAACAUUCAUAAGCAUUUUCUCCAUUGUUAAUUAAAUUUUGGUAGUCAUUCAUUCACCUACCAUUCCAGGAUCUACAAACGACACUUUUAAGAUUUGGAACCGAAACUGUCCACAGUUUCAAUUGGACCACAUUUUGCAAUAAAGAACCUCUAAUUAUCCGUAAACCCACCUUCACAGGGAAAAUAAUUGCACAUAAUGUGCUGUCUCUUAAGAGGCAAAUAUUUUUCAGUUUGGAACUUCUCUGGAGGUUUUUUCCAGUGAACCAUCAUCGCCGUUACCAGUAAAUCCGACCUAAUAAUUUUCUAUGGAUUAAACCUAUUUUAGGACCACCUUGCAAGGUGGUACCAAAAUGAUGCAUCAAUAUUGCGAUUUGUAAGUCUCCAAUUUGGAAGUUCUGAGCUCAAAUUAAACCGAAGCAGCCAAGGCGCAGAAGUAGUCCAGUACCUCAAAAUAAUAUUUGCCUAAAUAAGCCAGAGCUAAUAGUUCCUCAUUACAAAAGGUAGUCCAAUCAUUCGCAAAAAAGUAAGGCAAGUUGCGCUUCGACAAACGAUGGACAGAUUGAGUGCACCCUUAAUUUCUUACAGUUUCAACUAAUUCUGUGAAAGAAAUUAAAAGCAAAGGAAUUUCCACAAUAAUUACAUUAAUAAUUAUUGAAUUGCUUAUUUUUAUUGUCUUAGACAUAAUGAUAAUGAAGCAUGAAACCCACUUACUAAAGUUGAUCCGUAAUUAUGUAGCCUGCAGUUCUUUUACCCAUCAAUUUUUUAGCCUAAUAAUAAUAUUGCAUGAGAGAGAGGAGUUCAGAUUUGUUCUUUUUCUAUAAUUAAAACUAAUACAAGGCCUAAAACUAUGAAUAUCUCAGUUGCCGCACAGUCUUAGUUGCGAGCUACUCGCUCAGAUUUUUGGAGAAUUAGAAGAAAACAUACUAAAAUUAUUUCUGGUUUUUAUGGGCAUAAUUGAAAUUAUGACUUCCCGCCAUGCAAAACUUGCAACAUGCAAACGCCAAAAGCCAAAGUUGCUCGGCAGCAGGUGACAACAAGUCGGAGCAACUAACAGUUACGUAGAUGCAGGGUGAGCUAGUCGAUGCCGAAACACGUCUAAUGACUGUUUGAGGGUUGUUGCCCAGCAGAAGGGUGUACCUACUAAUAAGGAAGUUUUGAAAAACAACAUAAAUCGUCCAUCAUCGUCACUAAUCACAAAUACAUUUUUUCUCAACCUCUUCUUUAGGUAGAACCCUCCUACUUUGUGUUUUACAAAUACCUUUUUCAUUUUUUAUAACAAGUCCAUUCGAUGACAUGGCCGAAAUGGAAAAUAUAAGUUAAGCCAACCAACAUGAAACUGAUAAUCUUUUUAAUUCUGUUACAAAAAUUGAAAGAAAACGGAUUUGGCACUCAAUUUUCUGCUCCUCCCUUUCUCUCUUCAAAAUCUGUUUGAAAGUUAUUACAAUUUUUA
This is a messenger RNA of Bemisia tabaci, 7122 nucleotides long. The record is from RefSeq and is a predicted model, not a curated record. Lineage: Eukaryota; Metazoa; Arthropoda; Insecta; Hemiptera; Aleyrodidae.